Messenger RNA from Scleropages formosus (Asian bonytongue), 3099 nucleotides. It is a transcript of the gene purg, whose product is annotated as purine-rich element binding protein G. Gene Ontology annotation, cellular component: nucleus. Gene Ontology annotation, molecular function: RNA polymerase II transcription regulatory region sequence-specific DNA binding; DNA-binding transcription factor activity, RNA polymerase II-specific; purine-rich negative regulatory element binding. The record is from RefSeq and is a predicted model, not a curated record. The coding region runs from base 421 to 1449 and encodes 342 amino acids. Gene Ontology annotation, biological process: regulation of transcription by RNA polymerase II. The transcript has a single exon. NCBI's taxonomy places the organism in Eukaryota, Metazoa, Chordata, Actinopteri, Osteoglossiformes, Osteoglossidae.
AGUGUUUGUUAACGACGCCAAAGGAUUACUUUACAAAACGUCUUUUUAUUUUCUAAGAAAUCUCCUAGGUAGUGCGGUUGUUAAAGCAGCGUCCUCCAGCUGCCGGCAUAUUUGGUUUGCGCGAUUUCUGUUAGCUGUGAGCUAGCUGGCUAAUUAACUAGUAGCUAACGACGAGUUAGCAGCUAGCAGAAGGAGACGGGAGCGACCGGCCUUCAGUAGAGCCGGUACAGGCAGCGGGACGCGGCGAUCUUGUGACAUGAAGCCCUCCGCUUGACCUCUAAUAGGACGAGAGAAAGCCGCACUGCUGAUGACAUAGCAGGACUGCUGUUUCCCAGGUCGGUCGAGGUUCUUUCUCCCACGGGAUUGUGGGUAACCCGCUAAUAGCCCGACAGUAAUGGAGAGGAGACAAGCGGAGUAGUUAUGGCCGAUAGCGGUGGCAGAGGGAUGGAGCGCGGCAGGGGACGGCCGCCGGCGACUGACUCCGCUCCUAGAGCCGUGUACCCCCCGCAGUACCUCCACCCGGCCGUGCAGGGCGUGCAGGAGAUUCAGGAACUCGCCUCGAAGCGCGUCGACAUCCAAAAGAAGCGCUUCUACUUGGACGUGAAGCAAAGCUCCAGGGGCCGCUUCCUGAAGAUUGCCGAGGUGUGGAUCGGCCGGGGUCGCCACGACAACGUGCGCAAGAGCAAGCUCACCCUGUCCAUGUCCAUGGCCCCUGACCUACGCUAUUGCCUGGGAGACUUCAUCGAUUACUACGCUCAUAUUGGGCUGCGGGGCAGCCAAACGCCAAGGUCUGAAGAGCAGAGCAACGGGCAGAGCAGGCUGCAAGCUGAUUCCCGCAGGAGGCAGCCGGACCACCACCCACAGGCUGUGCCCCUGUCCCCCACGGGGUCUGCCACUUCAGAGGAGCAUGCCCACAGGGUACUCAAAAGUGAGUUCAUUGAGAGGGACAACAGGAAGUACUACCUGGACCUGAAAGAGAACCAGCGUGGCAGGUUCCUCCGCAUCAGGCAGACAGUGAGCCGCGGUCAAGGUACCAUGGGGUACUAUGGGCAGGGUAUCGAGCAGACCAUUGUGCUGCCUGCCCAGGGCCUGAUUGAGUUCCGAGACGCUCUGUCCCAGCUGAUCGAGGACUACGGCGAUGAAGAGGCCGAAGAGCGAGGAAGGGGUAGUCGGAACCAUGACGAGUCCCCUGAGCUCCCAGAGGCCGUGUCCUUCCGGGUGGACAAUAAGAGGUUCUACUUUGACGUGGGGUCCAACAGGUAUGGCGUAUUUUUGAAGAUCAGUGAGGUGCGGCAACCAUACAGGAACACGAUCACUGUGCCCCUUAAGGCCUGGGCUAGGUUUGGGGACAACUUCAUCAGGUAUGAGGAGGAAAUGCGCCGUAUCUUCACCUGUCAGAAGGAGAAGAGGACAGAGCCACACGCUGACAGCGAAGACCAAGAGGAUUGACAAAGCCUUCCCUGAGGGUUAACACCACAGUGAGCUCUAGAGAAAACGUGGCAAAAUGUGACAAUAACAAGAUAGUUUAUAAAAAAAAGUUUCCUAAUAAUGUACCUCCGAAAUACUGUACUGUAUGACUCUAGCCACCUAGCACUUUUAAAUUCAUUGUUCUUAUGUUAUAUUCUUGAAAAUAAGCGAUGCCAUCAAUCGGAAAUACGUGCAGGGUUAAGGAUAGAACCUAGGUAGUUCACAUCUGACCAGUGAAAAUGAUCUAUGGGAUAAGCUACCCUAAACAUUGCAUUUGAGUUUAAAAAUUGAAGCUUUUCAAAUGUUUUAAGUGUGUGUUUGUGUGAGAGACCAUGUAUGCUUAUACUUUCCAGUGUAGGUCAGUUAGAUUCAUGGCUACUGUAUGGAAAGGGGCUAUUGAUAUUAGGAGUACACUUAAUUUUUCAGCAAUGCUUAUGUGUUAUUAUUAGGCCCAUUGAUAUGUGCACUUUACAUGGUGUUACUUAUGUGACAUUGCCCAUUCUGCAUCCUGUAACCGUUAGGAUACUAUGUUGAUCGGUCUGUUCUGUGUCCUGUUGGGGCAUUGUAUAUCAAAAUCAAAAAAUGUCGUCAUUCCUUUGUGUCAGUGUAAACAAAGGUUAUCAAAUGCCAAGAGGAAGCAAAAAAUCAUAAAAGCCGAGCAGAUGUCAAUCAAGGGGUUCAAAAUCUGUUUUUGUGCAAGUCUGAGUUAUGAACCUGACUAGGGGGGGGGGAAAAAUACACCAAGUAAUGAGCAGCACUACUUUCUCUCUCGUUCACUGGAUUUCAGGGAGAUGUUGCUAAGGCGUUAUUUGAGUGACAGCCUUCAGAUUUUGCACCCCUGGUGAGCAUAUUAGUAAUUUUAUUUUGCCUUAAAGCCAUUCUUGGUGGUCCAGGUCCUACUUGAAAUCUAAAUCUAAAGUUACUUGAAGCACCCAAGUCAUGCCAUGUGCGUAUUUAAAUGUUUCAAGCAUUUUAUGCUACAGAACGCAGCCUGCAACCCUGAGGAUGAGGUGGCCCUCAAUUGCCAGUUUAUUACUAUGUUGGUCACCGUCCGCAUUUAGGCAGCUUUCUGCAUUUGGCGUUGAUUUAGUUAAUUGUACAGUAAUAGUGUUUUUGUUUCAAACACCUUUAGUGGAGAAAAUCUUGUGGUGCUACUAAAUAUAGAUUGGCAGUUCUUGUGAAAUGGCCGUCUUAAAGAUUUUAAAGGUUGCUUAUUUUGUCAAAGCCCUAGUCAUUUAUGACUCUUCUCUUGACUGUAAAUGUAAAACUAGCAACUAUGGCUGUUUAUUUCCUGACAGAGCGCUGCCAAAUCAUGUCAGGUUAUUAGCUGCUUGGAAAAAAAGGAACAGCACUUAGUUUUGUUUUGGCCUCUGAAAGCAAUUGGUUCAUUGUAUUUUCACAACAUAGGUUUUUUUUUUAUUAUUAUUUUUUAUUUUUUAAAUCCAUCUCUUUGAGCACCCUUCAGAACAUUCAUUUAAUGCCCCAUACAGUCCCUGAUUAGAGAUGUAUAGUUUCUGCCAAAAAAGACUGAGUCUGAUUUCCUCUUAUGCAUUUUAUCUGCUGCUGUGUCGAGUUACAAUCUAGAGACAUCUUAUUUUCUUCAGUUUCUCUGUUUAAAAAAAAAAAAAAAAA